AUGGGAUAUGGGGUCAUUUUGCCUUAUAGAACCCACGACCUUGGCGCUAUCAACACUGUUAUAGAAUUCUCGGAGAGACGGGACACUAAGGUUAUAAGCGGAAACUACAGAGAUAACGAAGAACACCAGCAAGUUGACAAGCCAUCAAUCAACAGACAGAGCAGAAGGAAGUCAUCCAUUUCAAUUUACUUAACAAAAGUUUGUUUGCAUAAUUAUGGGACUUCUUUCAGCAGAACAUCAUGUGUGGUCUACUCUCUCUUUUUAAUAUACGCCAUGGCCGAUGAUAUAGUCUAUACCGAUAUCAAAAUUGUUAGGGCUUUUCCUUUAGAACAUUCAUCUCCACUUCUGCAAUCUGUUUCUUCCAACUCUUCUACCACUCAUAAAUCAUGCCCCUCCAACGAAUGGAAGCUGCAUGGGGGAAAAUGUUACUGGAUUGCUGAAAAUAAGAAAACUUGGAAUCAAAGUAAAAAUGACUGCAUGAAAAAUUCACAUCUCAUGGUGAUUUGA
Molecule: messenger RNA, 507 nt
Organism: Pteropus alecto (black flying fox)
Lineage: Eukaryota; Metazoa; Chordata; Mammalia; Chiroptera; Pteropodidae
Gene: CLECL1
Product: C-type lectin like 1
Source: RefSeq, a predicted model, not a curated record